GAGUCGUGCAACCUUAAUUUUCUCUCAUUUAAUUUCGUGUUCUUCACAGCACAACACAGUUUUUAGGUAUGUGAAUUUCAAACAAACCUAUCUGUGUCGUUUUGAUUCUCUUUUACUCUUCCGUUACUGCGUUUUGAAGUAGAACCCUAGUCUCUCUCUCUUUCUCACCCUUCAAUUUCCUCUCCAAAGAUCAAACCUUUUUCACACAUUUCGCCAAUUCAAACCCUAUUCACUCCGAUUUCCUUGAUUCCCGCCUCAAUUUUUAUGCUUUCAGUGUAAAUUUUCACCUUCAAAAAGGGGGAAAACAAAAGCAUUUCCUCCAUUUAGUAAAUAGGUUGUUUGUUAAGGAAACUGGAAUGCGGCUCAGCUUUCAAGCCAAUGCUUGAUAAUGUGGACAACAUUAUCGACUCAACUUGGAGACUAUGUGCUCUUGUAGGUGGUUGGGUUUCUGGUUUAAUUUCAAAACCUUACACAAAAGUGGUUGGCUCUGCAUUUGAUGGUUCUAUUUCUAGGUUGGCCAACGAAAGGGAAAAUCGUUAUUUAGAUUACAUGGAUCAGUGUAUAUAUAUUAGUUCGUCGGAUGAUGAGUUGGAGGAAAUUGUAGAUCCUAGGAGGAUUCCCCCAAUAUGGGCAUCUGAAAGGAAUUCAGAUUCAAGAAGGGCAAAAAGUUCAAACGCGAGCUCGUCUAACGUUUUUAAUCAUUCACAAGUUAAGCCCAAUAAUCAACCUGGUCCGAGCAAUGGAAGCACAAGUCAGCAUCAGACAGUAAAUUCCCGAAUUUCUAAUUCCAAUGGUGCCGGUUAUGAGAAAAUGUCAUCUCAACAAGCUUUCAACAGGACCCUUCCACCAUCUUUUCAAUCAUCUGCCUCAAGGGCUCUUCCACCUUCGUCAUUUGCACCCAAUAACAGAUUAAGUAACUCAAGCAGCAGUCAGCUGCAUGAUGCAUACAAGAGUCGUCACCAUGGAGUAGGACCUAGCUCAUCCGGUGAGAAGGGCUUUUUUCGAGGCAAUGAUGGAGAUCGUUUCAUGAAUCAGAAUGGUGGGACCAGGGCUCUUCCUCCAUCUUUGAUGCUUGGAAAGGCUAUAACUCCACCAUUUGCUAGUUCUAGUGAGAUGUACCGCUCUGGAGCAGGUGAUGAAAGGGCUCCUGAAACUGAUGAGAGACUAAUUUAUGAAGCAGCAUUACAGGAUAUCAGUCAACCAUUAAAAGAAGCUGAUUUACCUGCUGGUAUAAUGUCUGUACCUCUAAUGAGACAUCAGAAAAUUGCACUGGCUUGGAUGCUUCAGAGGGAAAACAGGAGUUUGCAUUGCUUGGGGGGGAUUUUGGCUGAUGAUCAGGGUCUUGGAAAGACAAUUUCAACGAUUGCUCUCAUCCUAAUGCAAAGGCAAUCACAGAUAAAAUGGAAAACAGAUGAUCCACGCAACCAUAAAGCUGAAGCCUUGAAUUUGGAUGAUGAUGAUGAGAAUGGUAGUAUUGAUGUGGAAAAGGAAAAGCUUAAAAAUGAUGAAGAAUCCAAUGAUGCAAAACCUAUUACUGAACCGAGUAGUUCAACACAGGCCCCAGGUAGGAAAAGGCCAGCUGCCGGUACACUGGUUGUCUGCCCUGCAAGUGUUCUUCGGCAGUGGGCCAGAGAGCUUGAUGAGAAAGUUGGAGAUGAAAAGCUUUCUGUUUUGAUUUUUCAUGGGGGCAGUAGGACAAAGGAUCCUGUUGAACUUGCAAAAUAUGACGUGGUUCUCACAACAUACUCUCUUGUGACUAACGAAGUUCCCAAACAACCUUUAGUCGAGGAGGAUGAUAUUGAUGAAAAAGACGGGGAAAAGUUUGGCUUAUCCUCCGAUUUUUCUGUCAAUAAAAAGAGGAAAAAGCUAUAUAAUGGAAGUAAGAAGGGUAAAAAAGGUAGGAAGGGAUUAGACGGCUCUUCUUUCGAUUGCGGUGGCGCUCUUGCAAAAGUAGGUUGGUUUAGGGUUAUUCUAGAUGAAGCUCAAACGAUAAAGAAUCAUAGGACUCAGAUGGCUAGAGCUUGCUCCAGCCUUAGGGCAAAAAGAAGGUGGUGCUUGUCUGGCACGCCUAUUCAGAAUACCAUUGAUGAUUUAUAUAGUUACUUUAGGUUCCUGAAGUAUGAUCCUUAUGCUGUGUAUAAAUCAUUCUACAAUACAAUAAAAGUCCCAAUAUCCAGAAAUUCUAUUCAAGGUUACAAAAAACUUCAAGCAGUUUUGAGGGCCAUAAUGCUACGUCGUACAAAAGGAACUUUGCUUGAUGGCAAGCCUAUAAUCACUUUACCUCCUAAAACAAUUAAUCUGGAGAAGGUGGAUUUCUCCUAUGAGGAGCGGGCCUUCUACAAGAAGUUGGAAGCUGAUUCACGUUCUCAAUUUAAGGCAUAUGCAGCUGCUGGCACAGUAAAUCAAAACUACGCAAAUAUUCUUUUAAUGCUUUUACGUCUCCGUCAGGCUUGUGAUCACCCGCUUCUUGUUAAAGAAUAUAAUUCUGAUCCUGUUGGGAAAGAUUCUGUUGAAAUGGCAAAAAAGCUUCCAAAGGAGAUGCUGAUCAAUCUGUUUAAUAGUCUGGAAACAACUUCCGCUAUAUGCUGUGUCUGCAAUGAUCCACCUGAUGACUCUGUUAUUUCGAUGUGUGGCCAUGUUUUCUGUUAUCAAUGCGUGUCAGAACAUUUGACAAGUGAUGAUAAUAUGUGCCCUGCAGUUCAUUGUAAAGAACAACUUGGGGAAGAUCUUGUUUUCUCCAAAGCAACUUUGAGGAGUUGCCUCUGUGACGAUCUUGGUGGUAGUAGUUCUAGCAACUCGAGUCUUGUUGAUUAUUCCCUAGUACAGAACAGUGAGUACAGCUCAUCUAAAAUCAAAGCUGUCCUUGAGGUUCUGCAGUCAAGUUGUAAAUUGAAGACUCCUGGCUUACUGAAUACCCCCGAAGGCAAUAGAGAUUCACUGCCUUCUGAUGAUUCCGAUAUUGAAGAUUUUGAUUCAGAUGUCAAGGUUACAAAACACACAAGUAAAUAUUCAGAGUGCACAUCUGGAGGACCACUAAAGGCUAUAAUUUUUUCUCAGUGGACUAGCAUGUUGGACUUGGUCGAGACAUCAAUGGAGCAAUCUGGCGUCAAAUACAGGAGACUUGAUGGUAGGAUGACUCUUACUGCGAGGGACAGAGCUGUUAAGGAUUUCAAUACUGAUCCUGAGAUUACUGUUAUGCUGAUGUCACUAAAAGCAGGAAACCUUGGUUUAAAUAUGGUUGCCGCAUGUCAUGUUAUUCUUUUGGACCUUUGGUGGAAUCCAACUACUGAAGAUCAAGCUAUCGAUCGAGCUCAUAGAAUUGGACAGACUCGUCCUGUUACUGUGACACGGAUCACCAUAAAAGAUACAGUUGAAGAUAGAAUAUUGGCUCUACAGGAAGAAAAGAGAAAAAUGGUGGCAUCUGCAUUUGGCGAAGACCAUGCUGGCGGUUCUGGAACUCGGCUUACUGUUGAUGAUCUGAAAUAUCUUUUCAUGGUUUAGAUCCUUGUUACUAUUGUAUUUCAGAUCAACAUUGGUAUGGAUGAUGGUAGCACUUCACAUUUAGCUUUCGAUGGCUCUGGAGUUAUGAAGGUGUAUGGCUAUUUUUUGGUUGGCUGGUGAGGGUUGAUUGAUCCAUGUAGUAAUUUCUUUGUUUUGAAGCCCACAAGGACAUUUUUGUCUUCCCAACUGCUAGGUAGCUUAAAGCUGUAAAUAUGCUAAUCGAAUUAUAUGGUUUAGGAUGAUAUUACCUUGGUUUAUGUACUUUCUUCUUUUACAGUGUACAAAUUUUCUUUAUUAUAUUCUCUGCAUGGAAAGCAAUGAGCCAAUGAUAGAUUGUUAAGGUGUACCGUUUCAAAUUAUUGAUCAUAAUGUGGAGCUGGUGAAAUUUGGCGA
Molecule: messenger RNA, 3894 nt
Organism: Medicago truncatula (barrel medic)
Lineage: Eukaryota; Viridiplantae; Streptophyta; Magnoliopsida; Fabales; Fabaceae
Product: helicase-like transcription factor CHR28
Exons: 12
Coding region: 379-3501 (1040 amino acids)
Biological process (GO): DNA repair
Cellular component (GO): nucleus
Molecular function (GO): metal ion binding; ATP-dependent activity, acting on DNA; ATP binding
Source: RefSeq, a predicted model, not a curated record